AUGGGUGAGCUUGUAAAUGCUGCAAGAACAUUAGGUGAAACAGGAAAUUUUGUAGAUGGUUUUAAAAGACUUGUUUCAAAUGUUUUAACAAACACAAAGAAAUUAUUUAGAUAUACCAUACAUAACGGCCAGAUUUUCGAACAGAUAGCAACAAACCCUCCGGUUAUGGCUGCGUUGAUGAUGGUUAGAGACAUAAAGCCGCGUAGCGGUGAGGGCGAAGCCCACGAAGAAGAGGAGUUAAUGAUUCAAAACAUUCUAUAA
Messenger RNA from Trichomonas vaginalis G3, 261 nucleotides. RefSeq lists its product as uncharacterized. NCBI's taxonomy places the organism in Eukaryota, Parabasalia, Trichomonadida, Trichomonadidae. The coding region runs from base 1 to 261 and encodes 86 amino acids. The transcript has a single exon. The record is from RefSeq and is a predicted model, not a curated record.